ACUUCCUUGUUUGCGUGAAUUUACAUGUAACAUCUGGAUACAAAUUCCUGUGAAUCUACGAAGGUAAGAUAACCUAAUUCUUGUUAGUGAAAUGAGGUAGAUUACCAGAUGAAUGUUAUAUAAAUCGUAAAUUGCUUUGGUACUUUCGAAUAUACAUGUAACAAAAGAUAACAUGAUAUUAAACAUUCGUCCAGCCUCAUAUUUUAAGCUCAAGGUUACGUAUGUUUUCCUUUUAGGUUUACUUCUACAAUUGGAUCCAGACCUUUAAAUUGCAAAGAAUGUUUUCAGUGCGUAGAUAUAGACAAUCCUAAACACCCCCCCCCCCCCCCCCCCCCCGCGUGUUUAAUGUUUAUCUUGUUUUAACCAUAGCCCAACUGGAAAUGUCAAUACAGGUGAUGUGAUUAAAGUAUUGUUUAAAAUCAAUAUUGUAUGAUCUCUGCAAUGCUCUUAUUUGGAAAUACAACGUAUUGUUAUGUCGAAUGCUCUCUGGCGUGUUUCAUUAAAAGUGAAGAAAACGAACAUUAGUCAAUCUCAUAAGUACUAUGAAGAAUACAAAAUUACGAGCAGGGUGAUCACGGACCACAUGACACACCAGAGUAAGCAUCCUCUGUUGACCGGUUACAUCUGCUGUAAGUCCUGUAUCUUGAUAACAAAAACCCGGAGUAAUCCGUUGAGUGAUAACAAACAUGCAAAAAACGGCUCACAAAUUGGCAUUAAGCAAGUCGGACAGCACUCACCAUAAUGACAGGUUGUCUUUGGAAAUUAAAUCAUUAUAAUGUAGAAUUUGCGAAAUGUUGACUUUAUACAAGGUUGUUAAAACCCUUGUAAUAACAAUUUAUUUAUUAAUUGUUAGGAUAUCCUUUUCAUACUGAUUAAUCAGUGUACCUAAUGAAUACAAAAUUUAAAACAAAACCUGAUGUGUCCAGAUGAAUGGGGAUGAUCUUUUUUUCCCCUAGGCUCGUGUUCUUAACUCUGAUAUUUCCAGGAAACCUUGUCUGCCCUGUUUUCGAUUUUUUUUUAUUCUCUGUAGGAUUUCAGACAUAAAUUACUGUUCGUUAUUUUUUUUAAAAAAGAUUUCAUGGGAUAGUGCAUUUUUUACGAUAUUCACUUUUUGCCAUUCUAAUUAAGUUUCUAAGACACAAAACAACUAAAGAGAAAAGUGUGACAAUGAAGUACAUGAUAUUUAGAAAAGGAAAUCACAUUGACUGAACACGUUGUCGUUGAAUGAAAGGUAAGAAAAGAAGAAGAUAUGGGAUGUCCAAAAAAUGAAUUGAUGUGGAAAGCACGAUCACACAACUUUUCCUGUGUGGAGAACAAGUCAUAUCACUGUUUUUUGUCAGAAGAUAAAACGAGAACAAAAGAGAAAUGUAUGAAACCGUCACUAAUUAGUAAAGGAUAUUGUCCCACUGUGAAUGAUUUGGGACAUUUGCAAUGGUCCCUAUGUAACACCACAGGAUGUCCUGUCACUGCUUAUCUAAGCACCGAAGUCUACAAAUAUCCACUGUGUUUAGAGGGGAGGACCACACCAAUUGCAAGUACAAGCGAGAAAGAUAGACUUAAUGGUGGUCUAGUGGCUGGAAUAAGCGUCUCAGUUGUAGCGAUAUGUAUAAUCCUGAUAAUACUGCUGCUUGUUUUAUGGAAACGAAAGAGUUCCCACAGUCAAGAUUCCAUGACGAGGAAUGAAGAUGCGAUACCCUUAAUACAAAAUACUCGUAAAGACAACAAAGCAGUAAAAAAGGCAAGCGCGGCCCUGAAUAAACAAAAUAUACUUAUUGUCCAUGGCAAACUCGGUAGUGGUGUCUCUAAAACCGGCGAAACUGUCAUUCAGAGGUAUGCAUCUCAGAAUAUAGGCUGGGACUCUCACUGUAUCAACUCUCUUGAUGAAUUAGAAGCAGCACUUUCGGAGAAGAAAAUUAUCUUUGUUAAUGGAGGGUUCGGAAUUUGGAAUGCAAUGCCUUAUGACGAAAACAAAGUUAGAGAUAUUUUAGAAAAGGUAUUUCAAAAAAUGCAGUCUGUGGGACAUUGUAAGCUUGUUCUUGGUAUAAGAACUGAUCUUUUUGAAAAAUACAGGACAAUUUUUAAAGAUCACAAUAUGUUGAAAGAACUUAUCAAUCUUGACAGUUUAAUACCUGGCGAGCGUGCUGAACUAAAGGAGCAUCUGGAGAAUACGUUAAAAAGAAAAAUCUGUGACAAGGCAGAUUGUGACUGUAAAAAAUUGGAUUUUUUGCAUGUGGAAAAAAACUAUGACGACAUAGCAACUCGUUUGAAAAUUGAAAGUUUAGGGUUACAUCAUGAUUUAAUAGGACCAUUUUUGCAUUCGGGAGAUAUGUUGCAAGUCAUCGUAUCUCACUUUGAUGAAAUGAAAGUAGAAAACACAAGAUUAUACGGAUGUCUCAUGUAUAUUGUUGCCAAAGGGAAAUACAGAGAAGGUGAUUCGACUGACAUUGACAGUUCCAUAACGGAUGCAUUACAACUUGAAGUAUCACAAACUUGCUUUGAAGAAUGUAAAUCUCUUCUUUUAAAAUAUACAAAACGAACAUCAAACCUGGAUCGUGUUUAUGUGCAAGAUGACACUACACGAACCGAUUCUUUCUACUACGUUUUUCAGCACAUGUUUCUGUAUUUAUGUGCUUUUCACUCUUUGUUCAAAUACCAUGCCAAGGAAGUGAUGCAAUUCUGUAACAUAGACGCAGUUCUACAGAUUGUUCGCCCAGAUACAGAAAACGACAAUGUAAAAUUCUGUAUCACAGCUGACAACGAAACAAUAUAUCAUUUCUAUCAACAUGUAAUAAUAAAAGAAAGUGGUCUAGAAGAUUUAUUAGAAGAUCACCCAUUAGUUAAAUAUGUUGCUGGUACACGUGUGUGAAAACUCUGUUGUGAACGAUGCUGUUAUAUUGAAUAAGCAAAAUUACCAAGAACAGAAUAUGACGAAAUCUUUACAGAAACUUUGGAAUUUAUUGACCGAACGUGGAAGAAUUUGUUUCUUUCUUUCAAAAGAGAGAUCUAUUUACCCUAAAAUAUCAGCUACAUGUCCUUGAAACAAGUUCAAAAUAACGAUAUAUAAUUAACAAUGGCCUACAUUUUUCAUAAUGCUAUGCGAGUUAUUUCCCCCUGAUUAUAGAGGAUGUGCAGCAAAUUGUGGUUCCCAUGUUGACGGUGCCAUAUAAGGAAUAAAUAGACGAUUUACAAUUGUUGAUUGCAAUCAAGUGCCAGUUAAGGAAUUUUUUCUAAGAAUUAAUGUGGUAUAAUUGAACCAAUUAUUUUACUAAUAAGUAAUUACAUUUAUAUGUGUCCCUUGUGAGGUUUUCUAGCAAGCAAUGUAUGGUAAUGAUGUAAUAAAGUAUCUAAAUACUA
This is a messenger RNA of Ostrea edulis (European flat oyster), 3354 nucleotides long. RefSeq lists its product as uncharacterized. Bases 1250 to 2866 code for a protein of 538 amino acids. Lineage: Eukaryota; Metazoa; Mollusca; Bivalvia; Ostreida; Ostreidae. The record is from RefSeq and is a predicted model, not a curated record. The transcript is spliced from 6 exons.